AUCCAUUGGGAGAGAGAGUGAUAUAUAGAAGCUGACUUCCACUCUACUUUUUUAAUGAGUUGAACUACACAGAGGCAAAAUGGCAUCGGUACGUCGUCAGGUGGGGCUCACUGUACUGGUAAUCACUGUCCUGUUUGGGUUGUCAUCAACGCAUUCCAUUGGCGAUGAAUCAGACGGUGGCUAUAGAACUCCACUAUUAACAGAGGCACCGUGUACCAGUGGGCCUCUAGGCAUGGAGAGCGGUGCUAUCCCGGAUAGUAGUCUCACAGCUUCGUCAACUUACAGCUCAUCCUACCCUCCAAGUAGAGCUCGGCUUAACGUUGGUAAUGAUGGGUGGGUGCCACGCCCCCAUGAAGGCCAGUGGUUUCAGGUGGACAUCGGUGAUUACACGGCCGUGACCGGUCUGAUCAUGCAGGGACACACCGGGGGCAGGCACUACGUGUCGACCUUCACCGUGCAGUACAGCAACACAGGCGAGUCGGACGACUGGUUGGGCUUAACUGACCCGGAAGGGGAAAUUAUACAGUUGAAUGGAAAUACUGGGAAUGGACAACAGGUGACCGUCACCUUUCCCGUGGUGCUCAUGACCAGAUAUCUUCGCAUUUUACCCACUGCCUGGAGCACGACGACAUACCGACUGAAGUUCGAAAUUCUGGGUUGCCGAGACAGCGUAGUCCGGCUGGUGGACGGUGACGACGCCCUCAGCGGCCGAGUGGAGAUCUACCAUCACGACGCCUGGGGCGCCAUCUGCGACCAGGGCUGGGACUUCAAGGAGGCCGCCAUCGUUUGCCGCCAGUUGGGUUUCCUUGAGGCGGUGGAGGCCAAGACCGGCUCGGUCUUCGGGGAGAGCGAACUGCCGAUCGUCAUGAACCGAGUCUCGUGUAAGGGGACCGAGAGGAAGCUGGCCGACUGCCCGUUCGUCUGCACCAGCCCCCACCACUGUAAUAACUCUCAAGAAGCCGGAGUCAUUUGCAAACCAAAUACCGUCCGGUUGGUCGGCGGUCCGAAUCGCACCAGCGGCCGCGUCGAGAUCCACCGGGACGGCAGCUGGGGCACGAUCUGCGACAACGACUGGGACGUGACCGACGCCCGGGUCAUCUGUCGCCAGUUGGGCUUCGCCGACGCCGAGGAGGCCAAGUCUGCCGCUCACUUCGGUCAGGGCCAGGGCCCCGUCCUCAUGGACGGGCUGGCCUGUGACGGGUCGGAGAGAGAGAUCGCCGACUGCCCGUCGUUCUGCUGGGAGAGGACUCAGUGCAACCACACGCAAGAUGCCGGGGUGAUCUGUCACGAGGGCACUCUAUCGCCCUCAAGCGACAAAGACCAUUUCAACGCCCAGUAAAGAUACAUCGGAAAGAAGCAAACGAGUUAGCAAGGGGCGAAAUGAGCCCCUAAUGCUGAACUAUAUUGAUUUAAUUCUUACCAUGUUUCAAUUAUAGCUCCAACUUUUAAAACAUCCUGUUAAACAUUGGAAAUUUGAAAAUGAUACACCGUGCUCUUCAAAAAAUCAUUGUUCUCCGAACGCACUUUUUAUCUGUAUGUUUUGUUUAACGAAAAAAUACUUUAUUUUGGGUUUCUGCGACUCUCUGAAAAGGGGUUUUCAUUUUGCGCCCAUAUCAACCCGCCCCACGAGAACCGAAUUAAUUGUCUGGUAGCUAGCAAUUUGAAUUUUGUGAAGAAAUCAUUUAAUUAUUAAACAUCGGUGGAUUUUUUUUUCCGUUCGAUGUCUCGUUCAAAACUGAAGAACUUUUAUAUUUCUAUAGGAAAAUAGUAAUUGAAAGAAACAAAUCCGUUUUUCGAGUUGAAACUAAAAAAAAGCACGGAAACACAUCUUUAAAUGAAAAUAAUAUGGACUUUCGUCAACAUAUGUAGCAAGGCAUGUGACAGAGGAACCCCCCCCCUUGUGUUCGUCAUUGUGUUACCAGAAUCUCAGGAAUUCCUUUGAGAUAUCGGGGGGGGUGGCUAUAGCAAUAGUCUAUAGGGGUAUAUGGGUUAUAGGAAGUUAGGGUACUCCUCUGUCACAUAUCGUGCUGGGCAAGGGCGAAUCCAUAGGGGGGCAACGGGGGCCAUGCCCCCCCCCCCCCCAAAUUGGCUGAGAUUGCACCACAGGGCAUCUAGAAUCCAAUUCGGGGCCCUUCAGCGGGCCCCGAACCCCACGCCGUGAUUUCUGGACCUUUUUGGGGUACCGAAAUUCUGUGUUUUACCGAAAAAAGUGUUCUGCAUUCGUCCUUGGUGCUGGGUAUAUUCGUCAAUAUGUGAAUUAUGAACAGUUGAAAUAACCCUUUGAAAGGCAACCUUGUAUACCUUUAAAUGGAAACGAAAAGUAAACAAGAAUUGAGAGCAAGCAUCUGUUAUCGUUUCUUAAUAUUGUUUUCUUUAUUGUUAUAAUUACAUGUUUGUUACCAUUUUACAAUAAGAUAUGUAACAAGUCGUGUAUGUACAUUAAAGACAAUAAAACAAGUUUCAAAGUUUUAACAUUA
Molecule: messenger RNA, 2477 nt
Organism: Patiria miniata (bat star)
Lineage: Eukaryota; Metazoa; Echinodermata; Asteroidea; Valvatida; Asterinidae
Product: scavenger receptor cysteine-rich domain-containing group B protein-like
Exons: 8
Coding region: 80-1339 (419 amino acids)
Biological process (GO): peptidyl-lysine oxidation
Cellular component (GO): membrane
Molecular function (GO): protein-lysine 6-oxidase activity
Source: RefSeq, a predicted model, not a curated record